Cynocephalus volans (Philippine flying lemur) is the source of this 763-nucleotide messenger RNA. It is a transcript of the gene SPC25, whose product is annotated as SPC25 component of NDC80 kinetochore complex. The record is from RefSeq and is a predicted model, not a curated record. The transcript has 7 exons. Gene Ontology annotation, cellular component: Ndc80 complex. The coding region runs from base 89 to 763 and encodes 224 amino acids. Gene Ontology annotation, biological process: chromosome segregation. NCBI's taxonomy places the organism in Eukaryota, Metazoa, Chordata, Mammalia, Dermoptera, Cynocephalidae.
CGGACACCGGCUGUUGGCCCAAGGCGGCGCCGACCUGGUUUGGGGAAAGCGGCGGGGCUCAGGCCCGCCCGUGAAGCAUUGUCUCAUAAUGGUAGAAGAUGAACUGGCACUAGUCGAUAAAAGGAUAAAUGAAUUUUGGAAUAAAUUCACAAGCACUGACACCUCCUGUCAGAUGAUGGGGCUAAGAGGUACCAACAAGGAAUCCAUUAAAGUAUUUGCAGAAAAGAUGUCCGUGAAAUUAAAGGAGGAAGAGCGAAUGGUUGAGAUGUUUCUGGAAUACAAAAAUCAGAUCUCCAGGCACAAUAAGCUCAUUCAAGAAAAAAAAGAUAAUUUGUCAAGGCUGAUUGAUGAAGUGAAAGGCAAAAAGCAGGAAUUGGAAGUACUGGCUGUAAAUAUCCAGAAUCUUAAGGAAGAAUAUUCUAGGAAGAAGGAAAUUAUUUCCAGUGCUAACAAAGCUAAUGAAGAGCGGUUGAAAAGGCUACAGAAAUCUGCAGACUUAUAUAAAGAUCGACUUGGACUAGAAAUUCGAAAAAUUUAUGGUGAUAAAUUGCAGUUUAUAUUCACUAAUAUUGAUCCUAAGCAUUUUGAAAGCCCAUAUAUGUUUUCCCUGCAUUUAAAUGAAGCAAGGGACUAUGAAGUGUCAGAUAGUACUCCUCAUCUUGAGUGCCUAGCAGAAUUUCAAGAGAACGUAAGGAAGACCAACAAUUUUUCAGCUUUUCUUGCCAAUGUUCGGAAAGCUUUUACUGCUAUGGUUUAUAAUUAA